This is a messenger RNA of Populus euphratica (Euphrates poplar), 2351 nucleotides long. RefSeq names its product zinc finger protein NUTCRACKER-like. Gene Ontology annotation, molecular function: DNA-binding transcription factor activity. The record is from RefSeq and is a predicted model, not a curated record. NCBI's taxonomy places the organism in Eukaryota, Viridiplantae, Streptophyta, Magnoliopsida, Malpighiales, Salicaceae. Gene Ontology annotation, cellular component: nucleus. The transcript has 3 exons. Bases 579 to 2135 code for a protein of 518 amino acids.
CAUGUUUACAUAUUUCAUCCCAGCAUGGUACGGUUUAGAUUCAAUUAAUUCAGAGAUGUUUUGUGCUGUUGGUUUUGUUUAAUCUUCUUGGACUUGGCAAAUAGCCGGGCUAGCUAGCUAGCUAGCUAAGAAGCAAAGGCUUUGUUCUGGUCUUGAAGGAGUUAAGCUAAUCCACCUAGGAACUUGUUUUAUUUUUUUCUUGUCCAUUUUUUGUUCUUUUGUAUUGUAGUUAUUUUCUUUCUUCAUAGACUCUUGUUAGUUUUCAAGGAAAUAUAAGUGAUAUCAUCAACAAGAAGGCUACAUAGAGAAUGAAAGGAUAUUUAUUACAUACUGAAUAAAUUCUCAGAAAUUUAAGGCAAGCUGAAAUCAGCUUCUGUGCACAUGGUCUAGUUUAUUGCUUUCCACUUUUAUUAGCCUUACUAGCUUAGGGUUUCCGCACAGAUCCUAGGACAUUCUGUCACACAUGUAAAAAGGUUAAUCUGUAGCUCAUGGGUGCGCAUCUUGUAGCUUGUGUCAUCAUUCACAAAGUCAUGUAAUUAUUUCUUAAAUAUAGAGAGAAGAUAUUGAAAGGCCUGGUAAUGGAUGAGAAUAUGUCCAAUUUGACUUCAGCAUCUGGUGAAGUAAGUGCUUCUUCAGGCAGCAGAAUUGAAACUGGUGCUAUAUACCCUCAACACUCCUUUGAUUCAACAAAUCAACCUCCGCCAAAGAAGAAAAAAAGUUUUCCAGGCAACCCAGACCCAGAUGCGGAAGUAAUAGCUUUGUCUCCCAACAGUCUGCAGGCAACAAACAGAUUUAUAUGUGAGAUCUGUAAUAAAGGAUUUAAAAGAGAUCAGAAUCUUCAACUUCAUAGAAGAGGGCAUAACCUGCCAUGGAAACUAAAGCAAAGAACAAACAAAGAGGUGAAAAAGAAGGUAUAUGUGUGUCCGGAGGUUACUUGUGUGCACCAUGACCCAUCAAGGGCUCUUGGGGACCUUACAGGGAUCAAGAAGCACUUUAGCAGAAAGCAUGGUGAGAAGAAGUGGAAGUGUGAAAAGUGCUCAAAACGUUAUGCGGUUCAAUCAGACUGGAAAGCUCACUCUAAAAUUUGUGGCACAAGAGAGUAUAGAUGUAAUUGUGGCACUCUUUUCUCUAGGAGGGACAGUUUCAUCACCCACAGAGCCUUCUGUGAUGCUUUAGCAGAAGAGAGUGUUCGAGCCAUCACUGUAAACCCUAUUCUCUCCUCUCAGCAACCUGGCUCCUCUGCUUCACACCUGAUCAAUUUACAAGCCCUGUCGGUCAAAAGAGAGGAAGAUCAAAACCAGCAUCAUUUUAACCCUAGACCAGAAUAUAAUAUCCCACCAUGGUUAGUUUAUCCACCAAUCGGAGAUGCUGGUACAGGUCCGCCACAAAUCAAUCUCUCCUCACAACUAUUCCCAGAAAAUUUUAACCAGUCAUUUUUGCAACAUGGAAACCCUAGCACUAAUCCUACUGUACUUCCUUCAUUCCAGUCCGCAUCAACAGUUUCCCCUCACAUGUCUGCCACUGCAUUGCUGCAAAAAGCAGCACAAAUGGGGGUGACGAUGAGCAAGCCUUCUCCGCCAGCUGCCGCUGCCAUUCUUCGACCCCACCAAGGUCACAUGUCUAAUCUGAACCCUGGUUUCAGUUCCACGUUACCAGCUGUCACAUCUGGUCUAUUUUUGUCAUCACGUGAAGAGAUGGGAAGUGGGUGUGGCCAUGGGCUGGUAUCUUUAGAGAAUAAAGCUGCUGCUGUCACAUCUGGUAUCAUGGAACAUCUUGCUGCGAGUGAUGCAGGAGGGCCUUCUUUAGUCCAUGAUAUGAUGAGUUCUUUAUCUUCUGCGAGCGGGUUUGAUGGUUCAUCCUUUGAUAAUGAGGAUUUCAAUGGAAUGUUGAAUCCAAAACGAGACGGUUGUAAUUUUCAGGAAAUACUCUUAAAGUCAACAGAAUCUCAAUUUAGGAGGAGUGAUCAUGACGUUAGAACUUCUGCUGUUGGCAGUCCUCGUGGAGGUGGCAAUGAUGACUUGACAAGAGAUUUCUUGGGUCUGAAAGCAUUAACUCACAAAGACUGGCUCGAUCACAUUAAACCUUCAACAUAUGGGCAAAGGAACCAAAAUCUACCACCACCUUGGCAAGGUUAGCAGUUUACGGAUCGAUAUGUCAUAUCACCUGCUCCUUUUUUUCUCCUUCUUAGAGAGAUAGAGAGAAUGUCCAAAGCCAAAUAUUUCGACGGCAUCCAUAAAUUUGUAUGAACAGUACUAAAUAGUGCUCCACAGUUUUACCUCGGGUUUUGAACUUUUUUGUUUUUCUGUUUAAGUCGUUUAUUUUAUUGUACAAUAAACUACAUUAUUGGUCAA